Schistosoma margrebowiei is the source of this 1182-nucleotide messenger RNA. Lineage: Eukaryota; Metazoa; Platyhelminthes; Trematoda; Strigeidida; Schistosomatidae. The record is from the annotation of a GenBank genome assembly.
AUGAUUCUAUUCAUAAUUGUCGGUUUCCUACCAUAUUUGUAUGGUGAGAUUGUGAGAAUUCCUCUCCACCCUGUGAGAAGAUCUGAUUCAUUGCUGGGACUUGGUGCAACUUACUUUAAGCCUUUGACGAGAAAAUGGAAGUAUGAAUGGAAUAAGCAGAAUACAUCUACGUCGGAACAAUUGAUUAAUUAUGAAAACCUUCAGUAUUAUGGUGAGAUAUCAGUGGGAACUCCACCUCAAAAGCUACGAGUAUUGUUCGAUACAGGAUCCACUGACACAUGGUUCGCUUCAAGGAAGUGUUGGUUUCUUGAUAUAUUUUGUUGGAUGUUUUCAUUUUACGACAGCUCGAAAUCAUCCACUUACAGACCAAACGGUUCCAUUUUUAAUGUCCAUUAUUUAGACAGUGAUUACUCUGGAUUUUGGAGUGUGGACACUAUACGAAUAAACUCGUUGGAGAUUCGGAAUCAAGCGUUUGCUGAAGUGAGGAGUAUAUUUAAUCUCGAUUACUUAUCUGAUAAAUACGAUGGAGUAAUUGGCAUGUCGACUAGACGGUUGUCGAAAUAUGGGAAUAUCCCAGUAUUCCCAAAUAUACUUCAGACUUUCCCGAAUAUGGACCCAAUAUUUUCAUUUUAUUUAAGUCAGGAAAAUGGGACUUCGAUCGGUGGUGAAAUGGUACUUGGUGGUGUUAAUCCUGAAUAUUUUGAGGGAGAUUUGGAAUAUAUGCCGACCGUAAACAACAAUACAUGGACAGUUAGAAUGUCAAGCUUGAUGAUAAAUGAUAUUGAGUUUUGCAAUGGAUGUACUGCUUUUAUUGAUACUGGGACAUCAACGAUUACUGGUGGAAAAGAGCAAGUAACGAGAAUCAACACAAUGCUUGGUAUUUCCUUUCAAUUCGGUAGAAGAAAUUUCCUUGACUGUAAACGAAUCGACAUGCUGCCUCCGAUCGAGUUUAUCUUUCGUAAAAAGAAGUACAUAUUGGAACCACAAGAUUAUGUUAUUAAGGAGGACUUUUGGUUUAAAACAGUGUGUUCGUCACCUUUUGACAUUGAUGAUUCUUUACCACCGAAUUUUUGGGUUCUCGGUGACGUUUUUAUGAGAAGAUUCUAUACUGUAUUUGAUUUCGGUCAGAAACGUAUUGGAUUAACUUAUGUUUUAAAUAAGAAGAAUGAAACGAGAAUUUAA